AUGCCGAUCAUCACUCGCCGGAACUUCACCAAAACCUUCCACCACGAUACGUACUCGGCCCUGCAGUCGAAAAUAGGCGGCAUUUCCCUCUCCAGCAAAUCAGCCUUCAUCACAGGCUCUGGAAGCGGGAUCGGGCGCGCAACAGCUAUCGCUUUUGCCAAGGCAGGCGCUAGGGCAGUCUUCCUCUCCGGAAGAACAGCAUCUACGCUGGCGGAGACGAAGGAAAUGAUCAAACGUGUGAAUCCGGACACGGCGGUGCAGGAAUUCGUCUUCGACAUAUCCAGCAAGCUGGGAGAAGUCGACGUGGUUUUCGAAGAGGCGACGAAGCUCAACGGUGGAACGCCGAUAGAUAUAUUUGUGAAUAGGUACGCUCGUGCAUUGCCUGAACUACACGCUGCUGACGUUCUCGAUAAUGCGGCAGAUUUGGCUUCCAUUCCAACUGUCGCGGAGCCAAACGUCGACCUGGAGAGCAGCACGGCCAAUUUCGAGCGAUAUUGGCGCCACUUCGAGGUUAACGUCAGAGGAUCAUUGGCGUUGGCAACGGCCUUCCUCCGACAUGCGUCGCCGACUGGCGGCACGAUACUGAAUUUGACGUCCGGCGCAGCGGUCAUCGACUUCGUUCCCGGCCUGUCGGGGUAUGGCGCCUCCAAACUGGCCGCGUUGAAGAUGUUCACGUACCUCUGGCACGAACAUCGGGAGUCCGGUAGGGAUUUGAAGGUAUUCCACAUCCACCCUGGAGUUGUGGCAACGAGCAUGGCAAAGGAGGGGAAGAGCAGGACCGAAGACACGGCUGAAUUGGCCGCCGAUUUCUCCGUCUGGCUACUUGGCGGAGACGCCGAUUUUCUGCAGAAUCGGUUCCUAUAUAGAUUCACAACAAUCAUGCCUGCUCUUGCCCAUCGGUUACACCCUCAAUCGGACUUUUAUCUGUUACCUGGGGCUAACAUGUGUAGGGAUGUUGACGAGCUCGUGGAUAUGAAAGACAGGAUUGUGGAAGAGAACCUGUUGACCGUUGGUCUCCGCGGAUGGGACUCGACCGCGCUGAGUUUUUAA
Messenger RNA from Verruconis gallopava, 1050 nucleotides. RefSeq lists its product as uncharacterized. Gene Ontology annotation, cellular component: cytosol. The transcript has 4 exons. The record is from RefSeq and is a predicted model, not a curated record. Lineage: Eukaryota; Fungi; Ascomycota; Dothideomycetes; Venturiales; Sympoventuriaceae. Gene Ontology annotation, molecular function: oxidoreductase activity. Bases 1 to 1050 code for a protein of 349 amino acids.